Molecule: messenger RNA, 1064 nt
Organism: Guyanagaster necrorhizus
Lineage: Eukaryota; Fungi; Basidiomycota; Agaricomycetes; Agaricales; Physalacriaceae
Exons: 3
Coding region: 281-883 (200 amino acids)
Source: RefSeq, a predicted model, not a curated record
CUUAAACUCUUAUCUUCCACCACCACGACAAUACCGACUCCGGCGCUCCUGGUCAUUUAUUCAUUCUCCCUAAGAAAUGAUAGGUUCAUGCUGCUCUUCAAACGCGACCAGUUUGCAGAUAUCAGUCCUAUGUCGCGCCUUGGAUAGCCUGAUUAUAGCUGAUUUUCCUUGGGUGCCUUUCUUUUCUCGGCACACAUCUUCUCUAUCCUGGUCCAUGUCAACACUGACUCUGACGGGGUUUCCUUUGGAUACUCGAAUGGAAUAUGACUAAGUUCCCUCCAUGGAUUACGAUAUCAAGGCGGCAGUGAAGGAGGACCACGCCAACAGCAACAUAUCCCUCAAACUUGUCUGGGUCAUCACUGGAACUGGCCGGUAUCGGACGAGGCCUUGCUCUUGCAGCCCUUGUGCAAGGAAAAAAGGUCAUCGCAACAGCUUAAGCUUAAUCUAUCUAUCUAUCAGUUACUUAGUUAAUCUCAAAGAUAAGGGUCCAGAGAUGCUUGGACUGGACAGUGGGGUUAAUGUGCUGGUGAACAAUGCGGGACACAUCUUGGCUGGACAUUGGAGGAGAACACACCUUCGUUCAGUUCAAGUAAGCAGUCUGCAUCUCGGUGUGGCUCUUACAAGCUUCUUUGGUGCUCCAAAUGUCGCCCGUGUAUUCCUACCUCACGUGCCCGAUGAACUGGUCCAAUUGUGUGCGUGGGCACUCCAAAGAGGGGUAUGCAAGGCAUGCUGGAUGUUGUUUGCGGAAAGGGUGUUGCAAAGAAAAGAGUUUCCCAGGUUGCUCAGUUCAGACUGCUUCGGAGCUGUGCAGAUGCAGUUGGAGGAUCAUCUGAAGCUUCAGUUUGAGUGGGACACCGUUUCGGAGAGCACCGAUUGUUCAUAAUGAACAGCAACAUGGAGAAAGGCAAACCUUUAGUCAAGCCGUCCACAUAAUACGGCAAUCGGCAGUAGAUGCAAGAUAAUGAAUUCCUCGUGACGAUCAUGACGAUUGUAUAUGAUAAAUGUGCGUAAAGAGGUAACCAGACCAGAGCUAGUCCUUAUACAAGUAAUUGUUUACAGUCCAG